GUGAAUCUGAUCGGAAAAUAUUCGUGAUCCUCGAGAAAUGGGAGCUCCGGGAAGUGAAGACACCGUAGUGAUAGAAAUGGGGAAGAAGAUGGGAGAUACUCAUGUAAUCACCGUGAAUUGUCCAGAUAGAACUGGUUUAGGUUGCGAUAUCUGCAGAAUCAUCCUCGAUUUCGGUCUCUACAUCACAAAAGGAGAUGUGACAACAGAUGGAGUAUGGUGUUACAUAGUAUUGUGGGUGGUUCCUCAUUAUGAUUCACUUAGAUUAAGAUGGUCACAUUUGAAGAAUCAGCUUGUAUCUGUAUGUCCUUCUUGUUCAACCUACUUUGUGCUCAAUUUGAUGUCGCCUUGUCCCGCAUCAACGCCUGUUUACUUGUUGAAGUUCUUUUGCUUAGACCGGAACGGACUCUUACACGAUGUUACUCAAGUACUAACUGAGCUUGAGCUCUCUAUUCAAACUGUGAAGGUGACUACGACGCCUGAUGGGAGAGUUCUGGAUCUUUUCUUUAUAACAGAUAAAAUGGAUCUUUUACACACAGAAAAGCGCCAAGAGGAGACACGUGGGAAGUUUCGUUCUGUCUUGGGAGAAUCAUGUAUAAGCUGUGAACUUCAGUUGGCUGGUCCUGAGUAUGAAUGUCAUCAGAAUGUUCCAUCUCUUUCUCCAGCAGUGGCUGAGGAAUUGUUUACGUCUGAGCAGUUCACCGAUGAAGACAAUCGUGCACAGGUUCUUAGUGACGAUAUGACAAAGCUGAAGAAUGUCAGUGUUACAUUUGACAACUCCUUAAGCCCGGCUAACACUUUACUCCAGAUACAAUGCGUUGAUCACAGAGGCCUUCUCUAUGAUGUAUUAAGAACCUUAAAAGACUUCGACAUUCAGAUAUCUUAUGGCAGAUUCUCACCUCAAACACAAGGUCAUCGGGAUCUAGACCUCUUUAUUCAGCUAAAAAAUGGGAACAAGAUUGUGGAUCCUGAUAAACAAAAUUCGCUAUGUUCACGCCUGAAAGCUGAAAUGCUUCACCCUUUACGUGUCAUAAUAACAAACCGAGGGCCAGACACAGAACUUAUGGUUGCUAAUCCAGUUGAGCUAUCUGGAAAAGGCAGGCCAAGAGUGUUCUAUGACGUUACCCUUUCACUAAAAGUGCUUGGAAUCUGUAUUUUCUCGGCUGAAAUAAGAAGGUACACGGCUAGUGACCGAGAAUGGGAAGUGUAUAGAUUUCUUCUGGAUGAGAACUGUUUGUUUCAGCUCGGUAGUGCUUGUGCUAGGAAUGAGAUUGUUAAUAAAGUUCAUGUAAAUGCUUUUACCCGUUUGGCUGUUGGUAAAUCCUCUAACAAUCAUGGAAUCCCACACAUAUCGAAUAAUUUCUUCGGAACAGGAUAGUGAGAAAUUGAGGACAUUGUAGCGUUAGCUAAAUUUCGAAUCUCAAAUAAUUACAAAGUAGUUUUGGCAAUAAGGGCACAAAUUAAUG
Arabidopsis arenosa is the source of this 1463-nucleotide messenger RNA. The record is from the annotation of a GenBank genome assembly. NCBI's taxonomy places the organism in Eukaryota, Viridiplantae, Streptophyta, Magnoliopsida, Brassicales, Brassicaceae.